AUGAGUGAAAAAUCCAUCAUAAAAUCAAUUCCAUUAUUUGAAGAUGAUAACGAAAGCAAAUUUGUAUGUGCAUUUCCUGAUAAAGAUGAAAUUCAUCUUUAUACAGUUGAUAACAACCAAGAUACAGCAUAUUCUUUAAUUUCUAAAAAAAACAAAAUAUCAUCUAUAAAAUGUAUUUGUAGCUCUCCUUCACAAAAAAAUACAAUAGCUAUUGGUGAAACAACAGGUGAUGCAUUGAUCUUAAAUUUAGAUAAUGAAAUUUCUCCCAUUCGAUUUCCAACCAAACAACAACGUGUUUGUAAUGCAGUUGCACUAAAUUUUCUAGGAGACUUAGCAGUCGGAUUAGAGAAAAUAAGGAACGAGUCAUCUCUUAUAAUUUGGAAUAUUCAUCAAAGCAUAGGAUCAAAUAAAAAAAUGUCACCAAUUCAACAACUUGGAUUAUCAGAACCCGUGUUCUCUCUUUCAUACUUUCCAGAUUCUCCAAAACAAUUAAUUUCAGGAGUAAAUUUACGAUGGAUAAAAAUUUUUGAUUUAAGAGAAAAAUCAUCUGUAUCAGCCACAACCUUUUAUUCAACACGGUUUAUACAUAAUAUCACUAUUGAUCCAAAAAAUUCGAAUUAUUUUGCUUCGACUUCUGAUGAAGGUCUAGUAUCCAUUUGGGAUAGAAGAAAAAACUCUAAUGGAGAACCUUGUUUAUUACUAAAUAGGGGAGUAAAUCAAUCUUCUCAAAUUAUAGAUCUUAAAUUUACUGGAGCCAAACCAGGUCAACUUUCUGGGCUUUCAAAAGAAGGCGUUAUAAAACUUUGGGAUAUAAAUUAUAAUUACGAUAACCCUGAUCAAUUUAUAGUUUCAUUUUAUAACAAUAAAAAAUUAUCCGAAAUAUCCGAACCUUCAACACCUAUAAAAAGCGAUUCUCUUUCUUUGAUGUAUUUACGAGAGGCAUCUAUAAAAUCUAGCAAAAAAAUUAUUUCUUUUGAUUAUAUUCCUAAUGAACCAUAUAAAAAUUACCAAUUUUAUUACUUAAGGUCAGAUAACAAAAUAGGGAGAAUAAAAAUACGCUCUUCCUGUGAUAUAGUAUCAAUAAAUAGUCUUAAUAAGAUGUUCAUAAGUACAAAAACCAAUUUACAUUAUUUAUCCAAAAAAAAUAAAGAUGUAAUAUUAGCUAAGAAUAAAAAUGGGAAUGAAGAUAAUGGAAGUCAAAUAUCAGAAUCCCUAACUUUAAAUAUGGAUGAAAAUAUAUUUAAUAAUCAAAUUGAAGAAUCAGAAAUGUUUCAUUCAUUUCCAAAUUCAAAAAUUGAUCAAGAAUAUGAUACUGAAUAUAGGUUUAAUAUAAAAGAUGUUUUGGAAAAUGAUAUAUCAUAUUUAAUGUAUAAAAGAGCAAAAAAUGGUUAUGGGAUGGAAUCAGCAAAAAAUAAAAUAAUUUUAGAAAAUACGUAUCUUCUUGAUUUAUGGAAAUGGAUUAAUAAUGCAGAAAACUUAGCCUCAGAAAACAAAAUGGUUUCAGGUGAUUUUGAUCUAAGCUAUCAAGGAGUAUAUAACAUUUGGUAUGGAAUUCCAAGCUCUAAACUAACUAAUAAAUGUGAUGAAAACAAUAAAAAUAACUUUUUUGAAAAUUUAUAUACUAUUGCUGUAAAAGAAAUAAAUAACAAAUUCAAAAACAACGUUUUUACUUCUAUUAUAUCAAAAGCAGAGAUACGAAAACUAGCAUUAACAUCAUGUGGAUGGAGUAUUUCUCGUGAAGACCUAGAUGAUAAAAUAAAACAACUAGAAGAGGAUGGACUAUACAGCAAAGCUGCAAGCUGGGCUUUGUUCCAUGGUAACUUUAAUCGUACAGUUCAAGCAUUGUCAAAAGGAAGCGAAAAACAUCGUUUAAUGUCAACUGCAAUAGCAGGAUUUGUCUCAGCAAAAAAUGGUGCAAAUAAUGCCAUGUGGAAAGAAAUGUGUAGAAAAAUGAGUACAGAAUUAGACGAUCCAUAUCUUCGUGCUAUAUUUGCCUAUGUUUCUAAUGGGGAUUGGCGUGAUGUUUUAGAUGAACAGGGAUUACCUUUAAAAGAAAGAAUUGGAGUAGGAUUAAGAUUUUUAAAUGAUGAUGAUUUUUCUUUUUAUUUAAACGAUAUUGUUAAAACUGUUAUUAAUACAGGAGAUCUUGAAGGGAUUAUUCUUACUGGAAUUAGCACUAAUACAAUUGAUUUACUAGAAAUAUAUCUUAAUCGUACAUCUGACAUUCAAACAGCAGCUCUUGUUUCUUCAUUUUGUCUUCCUAAAUUCUUUGAUCAAAGGAUUUUGAUCUGGAUUAGUGAUUAUCGUCAAUUACUUAAUAGAUAUAGUUUAUUUUAUACCAGGGCAAAAUUCGAUGUAUUAAGGAAAAAACAUUUUAGAGAAUCAGACGAACUUUUGAAUCUGGAAAAAACCCAGCAACAAAUAUACAUACGCUGUAAUUCUUGUAAUAAAAAUAUUACACAUAAACCUAUGACAUCAAAACGAAAUACAAACAUUCGAAACUCUAAUGUUCCUACAACUGGAACUAUUCAAAAGAAUACCCUCUGUCCAGUUUGUAGUAAACCUCUUCCGCGAUGUUCUAUUUGCUUACUUUCUCUUGGAACCUCAAAUAAUCUUGAAGAGAAAAACAUAAAAAGUCCAGAAGAUUUUGAAAAAUUGUUUGAAAAAUGGUUUAAUUUCUGCUUAUCAUGCCAUCAUGUUUCACACCAUGAUCAUGCAAAAGAAUGGUUUAGAACACAUCCAGUUUGCCCAGUACCAGAUUGUAACUGUCUUUGCCGAGAAAAAGACAAAAUACCUAAAGCUAACAUAUAA
Molecule: messenger RNA, 2811 nt
Organism: Pneumocystis jirovecii RU7
Lineage: Eukaryota; Fungi; Ascomycota; Pneumocystomycetes; Pneumocystales; Pneumocystaceae
Exons: 11
Coding region: 1-2811 (936 amino acids)
Biological process (GO): positive regulation of TORC1 signaling
Cellular component (GO): cytoplasm
Molecular function (GO): protein binding
Source: RefSeq, a predicted model, not a curated record